This is a messenger RNA of Cladocopium goreaui, 419 nucleotides long. Lineage: Eukaryota; Dinophyceae; Suessiales; Symbiodiniaceae. The record is from the annotation of a GenBank genome assembly.
AUGCUGAACGAUUUCCUGACGUUCAUGCUUUGCUUUCUGCCAGAUCCUCGAGCGUCUGUGCGCAAAGCUGCCAUAUCUGCCGUUGAAAAGAUUGCCAGCAACAAUACGGCUCUCCAAAGUUUGAUCUUCAGCCGCCUUGAUGAUGCAGCAACAUCAGUGAGAUCCACAGCCAUUCUUGCUGCAGGGCGGAUUUGCGAUCCACAGGAUCAGGCAAUCGUGCGGAAGCUGGCAUCCUUCAUGGAAGUUGCUGAUCCGAGUUCCCAGGUGGCUGCACAGCAAGCUUUGGGCCGGCUGUUACAGAGAGGCUCAAAGGCACCUCUUCCAGUGCUUCAGGAGCUGCUUUGGCAUCCCUCGCCCCAGGUGAGGGAGUCGGCCAACGCAGCUCUGGAUCGCCUUCCGCAGCAAAUGCAGUGGCUCAG